GUCAUAGGAGCGGUGGAGGGGGGCGCUCGAGCCACGUCCAUGAAGCAAAUCAACGCUUGAAGGCGGAUUACAAAGAGGCUGAGGAGACUAAUUGCGACAUCUGCAGCGUCUUCUUUCAUCUCCCCUAAAAUAUCGGCUUGGGAGCGCACAGGUUCGGCCCAGACUGCCUGUUCUGUUGAUGCCGGAGCAGGAGAUCCAGGGCGAUGUCAACACCUGAUCCUCCCAUGGGGGGUACUCCCCGUCCGGGUCCCUCCCCCGGUCCUGGCCCCUCCCCAAACGCAAUGUUGGGCCCCAGCCCAGGUCCUUCCCCUGGCUCCUCUCACAGCAUGAUGGGGCCCAGUCCUGGUCCUCCUUCAUCUGGGCACUCCCAGCCGGGGCCCUCUGGAUAUGGCCAGGAAAACAUGCACCCUCUGCACAAACCGAUGGAGGGUAUGCACGAGAAGAGCUUGUGUGAGGACAGUCGCUUCAGUCAGAUGAAGGGGCUGUCGAUGAGACAGGGCGGGCACAGCGGUAUGGGCCCCCCACCCAGCCCUCUGGACCAACACUCACAAGGUUACCAUUCUCCUCUAGGUGGCUCCGACCACUCCAGCCCUGUCGCUUCAAACGGCCCCCCAUCUGGUCCUCUUAUGCCAUCAACCUCCUCCUCAUCCUCCUCUGCUGGUUCUGCCUCAGCCUCUCUGGACGGUCCCAGUGUCGAUCAGCAUUCUUUGGGGCCUAAUCGUUCUGGACCAACAGGGAGUUCUGGACCUGGCCCAAGCCCUGGGCCUAGUCUUGGCUCUAGCAUGCCCAGUCUUGGUUCUGGCCUUGAUGGUAGCGGCCCUGGUGGUCCUGGUGGUCCGACUCCCUUUAACCAAAAUCAGCUUCACCAGCUCAGAGCCCAGAUCAUGGCAUAUAAAAUGCUAGCCCGGGGGCAACCCCUGCCUGACCAUCUCCAAAUGGCUGUACAGGGAAAAAGGCCGAUGCCAGGGAUGCAGCAGCAGCAGCCCAUGUCCAGUCUGGUCUCUGGAGCUGGUGGAGGACCAGGUGGUGGUCCAACAGGACCCGGAUCAGGGCCUGGGCCAAUGGGCUCCAGCUACAGCCGGCCUCAUGGUAUGAUGGGUCCCAACAUGCCUCCUCCUGGUCCUUCAGGGACUCCAGUUGGAAUGCAAGGACCGAAUCCCAAUGGACCAUCCAAGUCAUGGCCUGAAGGCCCUAUGGUGAACGCAGCAGCGCCUUCCAAUGCACCCCAAAAACUGAUCCCUCCUCAGCCCACCGGUAGGCCUUCUCCUGCUCCCCCAUCGGUUCCCCCAGCUGCCUCUCCUGUGAUGCCCCCACAGACCCAGUCUCCUGGUCAGCCAGCUCAGCCUCCUCCCAUGAUGCCUUACCACGCCAAGCAGAACCGCAUUACUCCCAUCCAAAAGCCAUGCGGCCUCGACCCCGUGGAGAUUCUACAGGAGAGGGAGUACAGGUUGCAGGCUCGAAUUGCUCACCGAAUUGCUGAAUUGGAGAACCUGCCUGGUUCUCUGGCUGGUGAUUUACGUACCAAAGCUACAAUAGAGCUCAAAGCUCUUCGUUUGCUGAACUUUCAGAGACAGCUGCGUCAGGAGGUGGUGGUGUGCAUGCGACGCGACACAGCUCUUGAGACCGCCUUGGAUGCCAAAGCCUACAAACGGAGUAAACGUCAGUCGCUGCGAGAGGCCCGCAUCACGGAGAAGCUGGAGAAACAGCAGAAGAUUGAACAAGAGCGCAAACGCAGACAAAAACAUCAGGAGUACCUCAACAGCAUUCUCGCGCAUGCCAAAGACUUCAAAGAGUAUCACCGUUCAGUCACCGGAAAGAUUCAGAAGCUGACCAAAGCCGUGGCCACCUACCAUGCUAACACUGAGCGGGAACAGAAGAAGGAGAAUGAGCGCAUUGAGAAAGAGAGGAUGAGAAGGCUUAUGGCUGAAGAUGAAGAAGGUUACCGUAAACUGAUCGACCAGAAGAAGGAUAAGCGCCUGGCCUAUUUGCUUCAGCAAACUGACGAGUAUGUUGCCAACCUUACAGAGCUGGUUAGAGCCCACAAAGCUGCACAGGCUCUCAAGGAGAAGAAAAAGAAGAAGAAGAAAAAGAAGAAGUUAGAGAACGCAGAGGGCCAGGCUCCAGCUCUCGGGCCGGAUGGAGAGCCCCUGGAUGAAACAAGCCAGAUGAGUGACCUGCCUGUUAAGGUCAUCCAUGUUGACAGUGGGAAUAUCCUGACAGGCGUUGAUGCUCCCAAGGCUGGACAGCUGGAAACAUGGCUGGAAAUGAACCCAGGUUACGAGGUAGCUCCUCGCUCCGACAGUGAAGACAGCGAGGAGGAGGAAGAGGAGGAGGUGGGUUGCGCUCCUAAGGAGGAAGAAGAGGAGCCUCAGCCUUCAUCAGCUCCUGUGGAAGAAAAGAAGAAGAUUACAGACCCUGACAGUGAAGACGUGUCAGAGGUGGACGUCCGACAUAUCAUAGAGAAUGCUAAACAGGAUGUGGACGACGAGUACAGCGGGGCGGCUUUUGCUCGAGGACUCCAGUCAUAUUACUCUGUGGCUCACGCCGUCACAGAGAAGGUGGAGAAACAGUCCACUUUACUGAUAAAUGGACAGCUCAAACAGUAUCAGAUUAAAGGUCUGGAAUGGCUGGUUUCUCUCUACAAUAACAAUCUGAAUGGGAUCCUAGCUGAUGAGAUGGGUCUGGGAAAAACCAUCCAGACCAUCGCGCUCAUCACCUACCUCAUGGAGCACAAGCGGCUCAAUGGACCCUACCUCAUCAUUGUUCCCCUCUCAACGUUGUCUAACUGGGUUUAUGAGUUUGACAAGUGGGCCCCAUCGGUUGUUAAAGUGUCCUACAAGGGGUCUCCCGCUGCUAGAAGAGCUUUUGUCCCCCAGCUGCGCAGCGGCAAAUUUAAUGUUUUACUCACCACUUACGAGUACAUCAUCAAGGACAAACAAGUGCUGGCCAAGAUCCGUUGGAAAUACAUGAUUGUGGAUGAAGGCCACCGGAUGAAGAACCACCACUGCAAGCUGACCCAGGUCCUAAACACCCACUACCUCGCUCCAAGGCGAGUGUUGCUGACCGGGACGCCACUGCAGAACAAGCUGCCUGAGCUGUGGGCACUCCUCAACUUCCUGCUGCCCACCAUUUUCAAAAGCUGCAGCACAUUUGAGCAGUGGUUCAAUGCUCCAUUUGCAAUGACAGGAGAGAAGGUGGAUCUCAAUGAAGAGGAGACCAUCUUGAUCAUCCGUCGCCUGCACAAAGUUCUACGUCCUUUCCUGUUACGAAGACUAAAGAAGGAAGUGGAGGCUCAGCUUCCUGAGAAGGUGGAAUAUGUCAUCAAGUGUGACAUGUCGGCUCUCCAGAGGGUCCUGUACCGGCACAUGCAGGCCAAAGGAGUCCUGCUCACUGAUGGAUCAGAAAAGGAUAAGAAGGGAAAAGGAGGCACAAAGACUCUGAUGAACACAAUCAUGCAGCUGAGAAAGAUCUGUAACCAUCCAUAUAUGUUCCAGCAGAUUGAGGAAUCUUUCUCAGAACAUUUAGGAUUCUCUGGUGGGAUAGUCCAGGGUCCUGACCUUUAUCGGGCUUCAGGAAAGUUUGAGGUGCUGGAUCGGAUCCUGCCAAAGCUGAGGGCCACAAACCAUAAAGUGCUGCUCUUCUGUCAGAUGACCUCCCUCAUGACCAUCAUGGAGGACUACUUUGCCUACCGCAGCUUCAAAUACCUGCGUCUGGAUGGCACCACAAAGGCUGAAGAUAGAGGAAUGCUUCUGAAGACGUUCAAUGACCCAGAGUCGGAGUACUUUAUUUUUCUCCUGAGCACAAGAGCUGGAGGCCUCGGCCUCAACCUUCAGUCUGCAGACACCGUUAUUAUAUUUGACUCUGACUGGAACCCUCAUCAGGACUUGCAGGCUCAGGACAGAGCCCACCGUAUCGGCCAGCAGAACGAGGUACGAGUGCUGCGCCUCUGCACCGUCAACAGCGUGGAGGAGAAAAUCCUGGCUGCGGCCAAGUACAAAUUGAAUGUGGACCAGAAGGUCAUCCAGGCAGGCAUGUUCGAUCAGAAGUCUUCCAGCCAUGAGCGCCGGGCCUUCCUGCAGGCCAUCCUGGAGCACGAGGAGCAAGACGAGGUCUGGGGUCAAGAGCUCGUGAAUGAGGAGGACGAGGUGCCAGACGAUGAAACUGUCAACCAAAUGAUUGCCAGGAGUGAAGAGGAGUUUGAGCAGUUUAUGCGUAUGGACCUGGACAGGCGCCGUGAGGAGGCUCGUAAUCCUCGACGGAAACCUCGUUUGAUGGAGGAGGACGAGCUGCCCACCUGGAUCAUGAAGGAUGAUGCUGAAGUUGAGCGUCUGACCUGUGAGGAAGAGGAGGAAAAAAUGUUUGGGCGAGGUUCCCGACAGCGUAAGGAAGUAGACUACAGCGAUUCACUGACGGAGAAACAGUGGCUAAAGGCAAUUGAGGAGGGGACACUGGAGGAAAUGGAGGAAGAGGUGCGUCACAAAAAGACAACCCGGAAGAGGAAGAGGGAUCGCGAUCUGGAUCUUCCAGGUCCGUCGUCUUCCUCUGGCAGCCGCGGACGGGGGGACAGGGAUGAUGAUGGGAAGAGGCAGAGGAAGAGGGGAAGACCGCCUGCUGAGAAACUCUCCCCCAAUCCUCCCGGUCUGACAAAGAAGAUGAGGAAAAUCGUGGAUGCUGUCAUCAAAUACAAAGACAGCACCAGCGGGCGUCAGCUGAGUGAGGUCUUCAUUCAGCUGCCGUCGCGAAAGGAACUGCCUGAGUACUAUGAGCUUAUCCGCAAGCCAGUGGACUUCAGGAAGAUCAAGGAGAGGAUUCGAAGUCAUCGCUACCGCAGUCUGGGUGACCUGGAGAGAGACGUCAUGCUGCUUUUCCAAAACGCUCAGACCUUCAACCUAGAGGGUUCCCUGAUAUAUGAAGACUCCAUUGUGCUGCAGUCCGUGUUCACCAGUUUGAGGCAGAAGAUCGAGAAGGAGGAGGAGAGCGAAGGAGAGGACAGUGAGGAAGAGGAGGAAGAGCAGGAGGAUGGAUCAGAGUCAGAAUCUCGCUCAGUCAAAGUGAAAAUCCGCCUGAGUCGGAAGGAUAAAGGAGGAGAUCGAGGGAAAGGACGCAGCAGGCGGACAGGACGCACCAGGGCCAAACCGGUUGUCAGCGACGACGACUCUGAGGAGGAGCAGGAGGAGGAGCGCUCGGCCAGCGGCACCGAUGAAGAGGUUUGAACGGUUUACAGGAGUUUAAGAGAAGGAGGCACAAAAAGGGAGAUUCCAACAAGUCAAAUAGCGCAUAUAAUCAUCGAAACAAACAAGCCACACUCAGCUCCAUCCAGCCUCAGUCAAACAACACGGACCUAAAAUAGGAAGGAGACAGGUUCAAGCUUCAUAUAUGAGCUGUAUUGUAUACAUCCCCAUUUACUAGCUGGCCUGGUAAAGAUGUGUAAACAGGCUGAAAGUAAAUCUGUUUCAGCAGAAUCUGUCACAAAUAUCCAAUUAUUUAAUUUUAAAGCAUUAAUUACAUUUUUUAAAAUCCACCUUAAAAAGGAAUACUGACCAAUUAUUUAUUCUCUUUAAGUGGCACAGUUAUUGACACCUCCGAUAAAUCCUGAAUAAUAAUAAAUAAGAUAUUUCCUCGUCUCCCUGCUUUAAGGCAGAGGUCUGCAACCUGCAGCUCCAAAGCUUCGAGUGGCUCUUAGGAAGAUCUAGAAUGGCUCUAAAUAAGAACCUUCAAAUAUAUAAAGAAUUAAUGCAGCAUAAUACAACACCAGUCUUAAGAUAUAUAUAUAAUUUCUUUUUUUAAUAUUUGAUUGCAUUUUCACAACAGAAUGAUAUUAAAAUAAGUAAAAUAUAUGUUUUUAGAUCUACUUUUCUCAUUUUUAGCUUGGAUUUGUUUGUUUUUUUACAUAAAAAAUAUCCUAUAUAAGAAAAUCCAUGCUUCAUCUUUAUGAAUUGCUUUAUUUUUUCCUCAUUUAGAGGCUAAAAAUACAAAUAAAUGUAUUAAAAUGGUAACAGAUUCCCUAUAAUAGAUAUUCAACAAAAAUAAGCUGUAUGUAUUGAAAGGUUUUAUUUAAGAUUUGCAUUUCUAAAUGACUUUUACUCAGCCAGACUCAGAGUAAAAUGGGUCUUUGCAGG
Cyprinodon variegatus (sheepshead minnow) is the source of this 6119-nucleotide messenger RNA. Its product is annotated as transcription activator BRG1-like. The record is from RefSeq and is a predicted model, not a curated record. Gene Ontology annotation, cellular component: nucleus. The transcript is spliced from 34 exons. Gene Ontology annotation, molecular function: transcription factor binding; ATP binding; histone binding. Lineage: Eukaryota; Metazoa; Chordata; Actinopteri; Cyprinodontiformes; Cyprinodontidae. The coding region runs from base 204 to 5213 and encodes 1669 amino acids. Gene Ontology annotation, biological process: positive regulation of transcription by RNA polymerase II.